Owenia fusiformis is the source of this 1090-nucleotide messenger RNA. NCBI's taxonomy places the organism in Eukaryota, Metazoa, Annelida, Polychaeta, Sabellida, Oweniidae. The record is from the annotation of a GenBank genome assembly.
AAGUAGACACCAGAAAUCUUAUUUGAAAUCUGUAGUGAGAUCUGAUUUAUAAGAUUUAUUUUGACAUAUACAAUGCAGCAAUACAAUUAUAUAUUAAUCUUUCAUUCAUUCCAAAUAGAACUCUGCCUAAAUAUUACCAAUUGAUUUGAGGCUGAAUGAUUGAUAUGUAUUACCUAAAAACAAUAUGUGGUGGGUCAAGUCUAAAUCGAAAGUAGGUCAAAAUGGCUGGUGGAGGAAAUAAAUAUCGGAAAAGAGAGAAAAGAAAUGCACAUCUCCAGCAACAGAGAAAAGGUGGUUUUGAUCCAUUGGCUAAGUGGCACUACUUGCAGGAUGCUGCACAUGCCUUCAGUCAGCAGAAUCUCAUCUGGGUGGCAUCAUCAGGUUUUCUCAUUUACUACACUGAAAUUAUAAGCACUGUAAUGUACAACGAACAAAUAAAUAGGACAUGGCUGUAUGUAGGGGCUGGUCUUUUUAGUGCAACAGUUGCUAUAGCGAUAUACUUGUGUCACUGGGUAACAGGAAAAUAUGGGGUACCACCAGAUGACUGGAUGAAAACUAAUCCACAACUUAUACCAUUAGCCAUUGUAUGUUUUCUGUCCAGCUGUAUAAGUAUAACUGUUAGUCUGUGGCCUGUAUGGAGUUACUACACACCUGGAAUGCUAUUUGUUUAUGUGAUGGGACUUAUAUCAGUAAUUUAUAUAAUUCCUGGACUUGACCAACAAAUACGAGACAGAUUAUAGCCUCAGUACAAGUACAGGGUGGUCCAAAAAAAUAAGAUGCACAUGUUACAAUGAAACAAGGAUAUUCUGUUGAUAACAUCAUUCUGUGAACAAAUACACCAGACUGCAAGAGCAGCAUAUAUAUACUCAAUCAUGAUACAAGGGAUUGUUAAAUGAUUCCAAUCCCCUGCAAUUUGUUACACAACAGGUCAUCCUCAUCACCACAUUCAACACAUUAUACUCUAACAGUAUACAAUAGGAAGUUAGUUGUACUGUUGUGAAUAGAUCUAGUGAAAAUUAGCAAUUUUCAUUUUAGAUGUUUACUUCUUAAAGGAGUAUCAAAGUCUCGGGAAGAGUUGGGAGUAACUUUC